This is a messenger RNA of Halichondria panicea, 1845 nucleotides long. RefSeq lists its product as uncharacterized. The transcript has 5 exons. The record is from RefSeq and is a predicted model, not a curated record. Lineage: Eukaryota; Metazoa; Porifera; Demospongiae; Suberitida; Halichondriidae. Bases 236 to 1624 code for a protein of 462 amino acids.
UUAGAUGUAAAUUCUUAUGCAUUAUUCAUAUGAUCCUUGGGCCCUUAGGCUGCAAGAGACUAGACAGUUUAGAGAGAUCAGUAAUCACUAUUAAGGUGCAUACUAUUCCCUAGGAGACAAAAAGAAAGAAGUUUGCUAGCUUCAGAGUAUAGACUGCAUGAGAAAUUAUUACUAGACUGGAGAAUACUUAUUUGUGGAUGAAUUGGAUUGAGCUGAAUUGGAGUACUGAACACUGAUGGCUGUUUUGUGGAGAGUAGUGCUGUUACUGUGUCUGGUGACUACUGCCGUGGGGCAACAGGUAGAAGGACUGGGUCUAGACGAUGAGGAGGACCUACUCGAGUGGCACAACCUCAGGAGAAGCAGUGUGAUCCCUCCGGCCACUAACAUGCUCGAAAUGGUCUGGAAUGACACGCUUGCAUCGCUGGCUCAGAACUACUCUGAGACAUGCCCUCAGAACAGCACUGCCAGGAAUCCAUUACGUCACACCCUCGGCCCCGCUGUCGGAGAGAGCCUCUUGAUUGUGAGCACUGAUGAGCUGGACGAGGCUAGCUACAUGUACAGUCAGCUGCUACAGACGUACUGGGUGGAGUCUGUACUGGUGACGUGGCCAGAUAGCUGCACAGGGAACUAUUGUGAAGAGUACUUACAGGUGGUGUGGGCGGAGUCUCAGUACCUCGGCUGUGGAGUGACAGAGUGCAGUGAAAACGCGUCAGUCAUCGUUUGCAACUACAGUCCAGGUCCAAUGGAGCCCCUCAACUUGACCUCCUUGCCGGAUGACCGGCCGUACUCUAUGGGUGGAGACUGGUGUUCAGAUUGCCCCACCUAUGCACCAGACUGUCGGAAUGACACUCUCUGCUAUGCUGCCAAAGAUGUGCCAUCCUCAACCACCAUGACGACUACUAUCCAACCAUCUCUCUCAAUCGCCUCAAGCCCUGUACUACAGUACACCAUUACAGUCACUGUCACACAAAACGUAACUACCGGAGGCAGCUGUCCAUGUAAUGACCCUUGUUCCAGUGAAGCUAGAUUACCCAAUCUCUAUUCGAUUCUAAUCGGAGUGAUUCCUUCUAUAGCUGCAAUUGCUUUACUCUUCCUACUAUUCGUUGUAGUAGCUGCAAAUCGAAAGAGAAAGAAGCGAGCAAUAAAAAUGUGCAAUUGCCAAACACCUGAUCAAACCAGCGCCCCUGCAGGUUCAAGACGAAGAAUACAAGUAAGGGACUCUGGGUUUCCCCCUAAACAAGAAGCCGUCUGUACUUCACAGUUACACUAUCUUUCACCAGGCCACUCUCGAUCGACCUCUGAACCCAUUGAAGUGGACCGCCCCCUUUUACCCGACCCGCCCACCCCUCAUUUUGAAGACGACAACAACCCUGUGAGAGGAAACACAUUCAGUUUCGUGAUGCCGAGCUUGUCAUAUCCGGAGAGCCGUUUUAUUAAUAAAAGUUCGACUGAGGCUUCAAGCAAUCAGGGAUGGGAAGAAACGGGCAGAGUUCCGAUGAUAGGGUUGGAGUUGAUUCACGAGGAACAGGAGGAGAGCCAGGUGGGCGUGGAUCAAGGGGGUGUGGCUAGUAUAAUUGCAAAACUUGAGCGUGGGAAGGGAAAAAUCAUAACAACUGAAUGCUAGAUCUCUUAUUAGAACAAUGACAGUGAUUCAUUUCUACACUGUAUCAUCAUUAUUUCAUCAUCUCAUAAUAAAAUUGUUCUAUUAUAGUCUCAAACUUUGUUCUUAGUUUUAUACAGAGCUAUAAUUUACAAUACAAAUUGCUAAUUCGAAGGUGUUUGUUUGUGAAGUACUGCAUGCUUAGUUACGCUUCAUCCAUCCAUCCAUUCAAUGAAUAAGAGUAU